Messenger RNA from Chroicocephalus ridibundus (black-headed gull), 7059 nucleotides. RefSeq names its product abl interactor 2 (gene ABI2). The coding region runs from base 96 to 1724 and encodes 542 amino acids. Gene Ontology annotation, biological process: neuron migration. Gene Ontology annotation, molecular function: signaling adaptor activity; SH3 domain binding. The record is from RefSeq and is a predicted model, not a curated record. Gene Ontology annotation, cellular component: lamellipodium; actin-based cell projection; SCAR complex. The transcript is spliced from 12 exons. Lineage: Eukaryota; Metazoa; Chordata; Aves; Charadriiformes; Laridae.
CGCGGAGGGGGCAGGGGGCGGAGGGGGGGGGGGACGGGACGAGGAGGAGGAGGGACGGACGGACGGACGGACGGACGGGGUGAGAGGAUGUGAAGAUGGCGGAGCUGCAGAUGCUGCUGGAGGAGGAGAUCCCGGGGGGGCGCCGGGCCCUGUUCGACAGCUACACGAACCUGGAGCGGGUGGCCGAGUACUGCGAGACCAACUACAUCCAGUCAGCAGAUAAGCAGCGAGCUCUGGAAGAAACCAAAGCCUACACAACCCAGUCAUUAGCAAGCGUAGCCUAUCUGAUCAACACUUUGGCCAACAAUGUUCUUCAAAUGCUGGAUAUCCAAGCAUCCCAGCUUCGGCGCAUGGAAUCUUCAAUCAACCAUAUUUCACAAACGGUGGACAUUCACAAAGAGAAAGUUGCUAGAAGAGAAAUUGGUAUCUUGACUACAAACAAAAACACCUCAAGAACUCACAAAAUCAUUGCACCAGCUAACUUGGAGCGACCAGUUCGCUACAUCAGGAAACCUAUUGAUUAUACAAUUCUAGAUGAUAUUGGACAUGGAGUGAAGUGGUUGCUUAGAUUUAAGGUCAGCACACAGAAUAUGAAGAUGGGUGGGCUGCCUCGUACAACACCACCCACCCAGAAGCCACCGAGUCCACCGAUGUCUGGAAAAGGAACUAUUGGGCGUCACUCUCCCUAUCGUACAUUGGAGCCGGUACGUCCUCCGGUGGUACCAAAUGACUACGUGCCUAGCCCAACACGCAAUAUGGCUCCCUCACAACAGAGUCCUGUUAGAACAGCUUCUGUGAAUCAGAGGAAUCGCACAUACAGCAGCAGUGGGAGUAGUGGAGGAAGCCACCCAAGUAGUCGGAGCAGUAGUCGAGAGAACAGUGGAAGUGGAAGUGUGGGUGUUCCUAUUGCUGUUCCCACACCGUCUCCUCCCAGUGUCUAUCCAGCCCCUGCUGGCUCGGCUGGCACUUCUCCCCUUCCUGCUACCUCUGCUCCUGCCCCCACUCCUCCUGCUCCUGCCCCUUCCUCUGCUGCCCCAGAUGCUGCUGCUGCUGCUGCAGGAGCUCAGCCCCUUGCUGAUGGCUUCACCUCUCCAACUCCCCCUGCUGUUUCUUCCACACCCUCUACAGGUCACCCCGUUCAGUUCUACAGCAUGAACAGGCCUGCAUCUCGACACACACCCCCAACAAUAGGGGGAUCUUUGCCAUAUCGGCGUCCUCCUUCGAUCACAUCACAGACAAGCCUUCAGAACCAGAUGAAUGGGGGCCCGUUUUAUAACCAGAACCCAGCAUCCCUUGCUCCUCCUCCCCCCUCCAUUCUACAGGUAACUCCACAGUUACCACUAAUGGGAUUUGUGGCCAGAGUUCAAGAAAACAUUUCAGAUACUCCUCCCCCGCCACCGCCUGUGGAUGAGCCAGUGUUCGAUGAAUCUCCACCUCCACCCCCACCUCCAGAGGAUUAUGAGGAGGAGGAAGCAGCUGUGGUGGAGUACAGUGAUCCAUACGCUGAGGAGGACCCUCCUUGGGCACCAAGAACCUACUUAGAAAAGGUGGUGGCAAUCUACGACUACACGAAGGACAAAGAAGAUGAGCUCUCGUUUCAGGAAGGUGCCAUCAUUUAUGUCAUCAAGAAAAAUGAUGAUGGCUGGUAUGAGGGGGUCAUGAAUGGAGUGACGGGGCUCUUCCCAGGGAACUAUGUGGAGUCGAUCAUGCAUUACUCAGAGUGAAGACUAGAGGACAGAAAACUGCACCUCCUGCUGCAGGAGCUGUGAGGGCCUCCCAGAUCUCCACCAGCCUCUGGGGCCCCAUCCAGUAUAACCGAAUGAAGGAUAAUUGUAACAACCACUCUUUUUUUUUUUUUUUUUUUUUUGUCAUUAUAAAACAAUAGUGAUUUGAGUUUUUUGAACAAAUGGCUCUUCCGGCUGCCAGCAGAGGCUAUCCUGAGCCAUCUGACAUUGAAUUAGGCUGACCCAUUGAGAUGUAACAAACUCGUUGAGUAGCUGAUACUUCACUCCGAAUUCUGACUUCUUCUGACAGGCUUUGGGAUCUGUCUCAGGAAUCCUGUGUGCCCUCGUGGUACUACCCUUGGCAGCAGUGCCUGGCGUUUGGGAUGUCCUGGAUGCUUGUGGUGAAGGGUUACUGGCCAGUGGACAUCCCUCCUGUUUCUACACUACACUCCUGUGCAGCUGGAAGAACAGUCGUGCGCUAGCAAGCACUGGGAUUUCUGCACAGAGCUGUUCCUGUAACUGACUUCCAGAUAGUUGGAUGCAUCUUAGCGUAAACACUUCUGCAGCUGCUCUGCACAUGUAGGCUGACACAGGGGCACACAGAGCUGGCUUUCAUUCACUCACCUUUCAGUUUAGACAAUUAAGAUGGCUGCAGUCCAGAGGACCCCCACCCCCAUUUCCUCAUCUUUUGAAUGCCACAGAUUUGUUUUGUGUUCUGCACUGAUGUAAAUGUGCUCCUCUCCGCAGGGAGCUACUUGCCAUGGGUGCUGCCGGUUUAAACAGAACUCACAGAUGCCGUUGACGGUGAAGGCGAAACAAAGUUUACAGGUCCUCCUGGGGUCUGAGGAUAAACUCUAGGGGCUGUGAUCUAAGGUUCAAAUCUACUCACGCCUGCUUGCACUAGAGAAACUUACCCCCAAGUUUAGUCUUAUGCACAAUAUAAUCUUAAAAAUCCAAUCAGGUAUUGUAAAUUGGCUAUUUUGUACUUGAUGACUAGAUUUGCAUAUGAACUGUGAGAGCCCUGUGCAGAGGCAGGACAAACGGCAAUUGUCGUCUUCAUGUCUGUUGCCAAAAUUUCUUCAGUGGAAGUAAAAAGGGCUGUUGUGUGUACUGGUUUCCCAUGGAAAUCCAAGCCGUAACUAGUAGUAGUCCUAGCUCUUCCCCCAGCCCUCUCCUUUGUUUAUUAUAAAGAAAUAGAUAUUUUGAGCUGUACUGGUGGAUCUGGGGUGGAGUAAUACCAAGUGAAGGCUCUGUAGCCCCCUGUGUUGAUAGUUUGCUUUUUAACCUAGUUAAAAAGAUAAAAAUGCUGCUCAGUGGUUUGGCCUAGCAGAUCGGUGUGAAGUGAGGGCUGUAAUAGUCUGUCCUUAGGAAGGACGAGGAAGGACUAGAUGUUAUCUUUGGGUAAAUGUCAUGCAUUAACAGAGUAAACUGAUUAAACCUCCUGUUGCAGUCCUGUUAGCGUGAAAAAUGAGCUGACUCCUGUAUGGUGAGAGCCUCCUGGGCCAGGGCAUCUUCCUGGACAACUCUUGCCUGUCGCCUGGCCAAGUUCCAGCUGGUACCCACAGUAGCUUGUCAAAGGCGAGCCAGUGCUGCAGCUGUCUUCUGAGGCCUGUGUGUAAAACAGAGUGGUGUGCAAGAGAGCGCUACCGGGGCUGAGUUUGUGACAGUAUUGGCAACAAUACAGGUAGUCGACCCAAUGCCCUUGCUUGGUAAUUAGCGCAAUAUCAGGACGGAGGUGCAGUUUUGGUGCAAACCUGGGCGGGGAGGAGCCAUAGCUGCGCAAGGGGAAAGAAAGAGGAAACAAAGAGGGCAAGGUGUAUUUGUGGGAUAUGGACGAGUGUGGUCACCUGCUGUGAGCUUGUGGAAGAGUGUGUUAACUCCUGUCACAAUGCAUUGGGAACUAGUUUGGUUAAAGCCUACAGGAGGUACAACCUUGAAGAAACUGGUGCAAAGAUAGAAGUUACUUUCUCCCCUGCUCAGUCCAAGCCGUGUAGCCAAGACACUGUUGUCUUCUUUCUGGAAGCUGACAGCAUUAUUGUUUGGGAUGCAUGUUAGCCAGAACAGAUACCCUUCUACCUUCCGCUGUGAAAACCUUUGUCUCGCAGCAAGACUAAAAGAAGCAGCCACAUUCAGUUCCCUCAGCCCCUCCUUUCUCUGGGAGCAAGCCUAGAAACACUGGUUGUGCAGUCAGUGGAAGUGUCAUAGGGCAGGUCUACACUUUUUGCGCAGGGAGGUGGUGCUGGCAGCCUGGCUAGCAGCCAGGGUGAUUGAACAGCAGUAUUGCACAAGCCUGUAGGGCCCACAGGGUGGCUGUGUUUUCCAGGGCUGUCAGAGCUUUCCUGGUUUCUCUUGCCAUUGGUAUGUUUGUCAUAAAGACUGAGCACACAGGCAGCUUAGCGAGCUACUAAAUGAGAGCUGAACCUUGCUCCCUGUGCACGCGUGCUCCAGCUGGGAGGUCACGCAUUACUGAAAUCUGUCUGUAACUCAGUCUGUGUAAGAGCAUGCGCUUGAAUUCUUCUGACAGGUGGGUGGGAUAGUGUGUACUUCCACUGUGUGUGAUACACACCCAUGUCCUUAAAAGUCAUUCAGCUGGUUGGGCAUCGUGCAAGUUUUCUGUAUUGGGAGAGCAGAGCAGUGUGAACACUGGGAAAUGCCGAACGCUUGUCAGAGCUCAGCACAGAAGAUGAGGCUGCAAAACUUGAGUGUGGAACGCGUGAAGCUCCUUAAAGAACUUGCUUUGGGCUGAUGGGCCAGGGGUUAGUUUGGUCCCCACUGAUAGCACAUGGACUUGUUUAUCCUGCAAGAGCUGCUGUGGAUGGAAUUUUUGGGUCACCUCCUGCUGGUUUUAUGCUUUAUUAUGCAGUACUAAUGUAAAGAAACUUGUUGAGUUUUAUGCAUAUUUUUUAUUUUGUACAGGUUUUAAUUCUGUGGCUUGUUUGGGGAUGAUGUGAUGUAAUGGUCAUAGACCAGGCCAAGGUAAACAGGCUUUGUAUAUUAAUGUUACGUAGAUUGCAUGCUAGUAAAGUCAGUGAGGGUUGUGUUUCCAGUUCUGUCCCUUGUACUUCUCCUUCCCCCAAACCUUCUCCCCCCGUCCUGCCGCCCCUUUUUAAUUUACAUGUUUACUUUAAAUGGGGUUGAAGAAUGGGGGGGAACACCUCAGUGUUUCAAAUAGGUGCACAACAUCCCUUCACUGAGUUCUGCUGCCACAGCUGAUGGUGUUCAGCAUCACAGGCUGCUGAAUCAGCAGUACAUAUCCAUGGGGAGGUGGGGGGAAGGAGACACUCCAGAAUAGUCCAAAGAGUGCUAUAUGGCCAAAAUGAGCAUGUUUCUCCCUUUGUGAGAGCUGCCUUAGCCCAGCCAGCUGUUUUCAUUUUGCACAGAAAUCAGUCAGCCUUCUUUAGUGGUGUAUUUUGCUUUGGUUUGCUGUAUGAGAGAUUUCUUUAUUGCUCUUGGCCCCAGGGACAAAGCUAUUAACUACAGCUGCCUCUCUGCCAUCUGCCUGCGUGAGAGGAGGGCCAACCCAGUCUAUCCCCAUCUAGUGCCGAAGCAGGUUAUUUUGAUGCCUUCUUUCCAGCCUAAGAGAGAUGGCUGAGGUUGCAUCUGUCUCACCCGUUAUUAUUUUUUUCCUCUCUUCCCCCCACUCCACCCCCAUGGUAGAUUAAUGUUCUUUGUUUCUCUCGCUGGCUGUUGCAGCAGAGGGCUGAGAGGGGCAGGAGAGGCAAGCAGCAAAUUUUGCGCUUGAGCAUCCUGAUGGUGUGCCCAUGCCCACUGGCUGGAGUAGGCACCGGAGAGCUGAAGCAAUGCCUGACCAGUGACACACAGACAGACACUGAUGCACUGAAGAGCCGUUGCUCUCACUGGAGGACAAAAUGUGCGGCACGGCCCUGGGACAGAUGGCAGAGCUAGGUGUGUGUUAGCAGGAGGCUGACCACGUUCCUGGGACUCAGCUUGUCCUUGUGGUUAGUGAUAAAAGGAACAAGUGACUUGGAUAUUCCUGAAAGUGGCUGGAGAUUGCUGCUGGUUUGAACCACAGCUCCCCACAGUGGUCUGUGGCUGGGUGGCUUACCUGUGGGUGCCAGGAAGGCUUAGACCCAGCUAGUACUUGCUAGAGCAGUUUGUUUUCCUUUCACGGUUCCUGGGCAUUUUCUUUCUUUGCUGCUGAGGGUUCUUGGUGGCAGCCAAAGUUAAUGUUGGAAGUGAUGCAGCUUCUGAACAGUGGCAGUUUUAUCUAGGGUAUUUUAUUUAGCAUGAAAAGAAAGUAAGUGAGGCGGCAGCAGGACUGAUGCUCCCUUUCUGGCAGAGGGCAGGCUGCCUGCCUGGUGUGUAUGUGCAUAUCGCUGAGUGGAGGUGGAAGAGGGUUGGGCACUGAUGCAAACUGUUGUGCUUCUGUGGUGUCUCCCACCUGUGCUUGAUGAUGACUCUGUGUUCUUCCCAGCAACUUCUGCCACUUCCUAGCAAGCACUGCAGAUGUGCCUCUCUCUCUGCUAGAAUUGAGCUCUCUUUUAGUAGUUUUAGUAGUCUCUGGUCUUCAGGCAUAAAUCAAAAGCAGAACUUCCAUGUUUUCCUUUCUGCAAAGGAUGGGACUUUAUGCAGGUUAGUAAACUGGGAGCAUUUACAGGGCUUCUCCUCCCAGAGGUGGGACAGGACAUCUUGUGGAACAGGUGGCUCUGUAGUCUCUGCAGGGCAACCUGUUGGACGCUGCAAGAGAAUGCUGUUGGAAAGACCAUGGCGCUGUGGCUCCCACUGGGAGCAGUGCUUGCAUUGAGAGUGGAGAGUCACUCACUGAGCACGGCCGUGUUUCAGGAAGCAUUAUAAACCCCAUGCAACGACUUCUGUUCCUAUGUUGACAACAGUGGCAGUGAGAAACACACAAAGCUGUUGCAUUCACUAAGGCAAGUAUUUACAACCCUAGAGAAGAUGGUGCUGUAAACUGAGCACUAGCAGGCAGAUGAUGGGCUACAGCUUAUGGGGCACCACUUUCAAGCAUUUACUGUGCUUACAGGUAUAUUCACCUUCCCCACCUUUUGGCAUUUCUCAGUAUUAGGCACUGCCACAUUUUGUGGAUAAAAUGGUAUUACACAGAGGUCAGAAUAGUGCAAGAAGGUAACAGUUUGUGGGGUUUUUUGGGGGGUUUGGUGUGUGUCCCCCCCAGUAGCUGAAGUCAAUGUGUAGUAACAGUCCUAUUGAUCUACUUUUGAUUUUGAAACUGCAAGAAUAGUGGGACCCCCACCUUGUAUGCAUGGGAAGGCUGCUGAAAGCUUGAUGCAGCCAAGGUUUGCCAACUGCUGUUACAAAGAAUACUUCACAGACCAUUGUGUUCUGCUGCUUUCAUUCA